AAUGAAGGAAUCCGGCCAAAUCAAAGUGGAAGGUUUGAUUUCAACAAUAAAGGUAGAACAGCUUAUAAUAUCCGACGCUGUGGAAGGAGAAACUCGGCUUACUAGCAGCGAUCGGUGCUCUGAUGAACCGGUUUUAACGACGAAGAGCUUAACUGAUGUGAAACAAGAACCUGUGACGGGCAUCAUCGAUGCGGUUGAGACUAACGCAACGUGUGACGAAAUUGCAGCUUCUAACUCCAGCAACCUUAACGGUUCAGAAAUGCACAAUACCGGUGUUGGUGAUUAUCCGCGGAAAAAGUACGCUUGUGAGUUCUGCAACAAGGAAUUCAAAGCAAAAUGCACCUUGGACGAGCAUAGAAAAAUUCACACCGGGGAACGGCCUUUUGCGUGUGAUAUGUGCAGUAAAACAUUUCGCACAGCCAGAUAUUUGCGGUACCAUAAGAGUGCUCAUAGAGGAGAGCGGGAUUUUGAGUGUGACAUAUGCAAGCGACGUUUUUCUAUAAAACAAAGUUUAUCGUCCCACAUGACUAUACACCGCACAGAUUGCCCUCAUAAAUGUCUGAUUUGCGGUAAAACAUUCGCAGGUAAUUGCGGUCUAGUAGAACAUAUGCGCAGUCACAGCGAUGCGCGACCCUUCAAAUGUGACAUAUGUGACGCAACGUAUAAGAGACUCCAUAUUCUGAAAAGACACAUGGAGAUCCACAAAGUCGAAUCAUCUCCAGGGUUAGUUUAUUUUGAAAUGAUCUAUAUGCUAUGCUGCUUGAUAAACAACACAGAAUGUUCGGAGCCAAAACGGACCAAUAACAGGCGAAGUGUUGAAUCAGUGAAAUACACCUGUGACAUAUGUGGCAAACAGUAUAGACGAUUGGGAGCACUUCACAUACAUCUGAAGUUUCAUCAGGUCACAACCGAAAUAAAAUCUCACGUGCCAAAGCUGCAUGAGUGUAGGAUUUGUGGAAUAUCAAAUCGGCAUAGGUCAGAACUCAUAAGGCACAUGAGUUGCCAUACUGAAGAACGGCUUUUUGAUUGCGAUAUUUGCGGUUCAUCAUUUAAGUCAGCUCUAAAAAUGAGAUUUCAUAAAAAAAGUCACACCUCCGAGAGGCCACAUGAAUGCGAAACUUGCGGAAAAGGUUUUCUGCUUCCCUCUAUGCUAAAGCAACACUUGAUUUGCCAUACUAAUGAACGGCCUUUCCAAUGCAAUAUUUGCGGUCUGUCAGUGAAGUCAGAAUAUAGUCUAAGAAAUCAUAAACAAACGCAUAAGGCGAAAGGAGAGACCAUGACAUCCGAACAAAAUCAUUCAACGCAUGUGGAUGCUCACACUGAAAAACAACUUCUCAGUUGCGAUGUUUGCGAUUUACCCUUUAAAACAGUUCUUGGCUUGAGAAAACAUAGGGAAAAGCACACCUCUGAGCGCCCGUUUGAAUGCAAAUUUUGCAUGAGAAUAUUUCCUUUAUAUAGCAGACUAAAGCAGCACAUGCUUACCCAUUCAAAUGAACGGUCUUUCAAAUGCAAUAUUUGCAGCUCGUCAUUCGUGACAUUUUCUAGCCUGCAAUCUCAUGGAAAAGCACACUCGCAAGAACGACCUUACAAAUGUAGUAUUUGCGCUAUUGCCUGUAAAACAAAAAGCAAGCUAAAAGCGCACGAGAAAUCGCAAAAGCAUCUAAGGCAGAAAUUAAUCACAAGUGAAACUGAUAAAGUAAACCUAAACACAGUUGUGUUGAGCGAAAUAAAGGAAUUAAGCCAAAUGAAGGAAGAAUUUAUUUCAGCAAUAAAGGUAGAAGAAGUUAUAAUAUCCGACGCUGUGGCUACGGAAGUGGAAACUUCGCACGCUAGCAUCGAUCGGGGCUCUAGUGAAUCGACUGUGACGAACGCCCUGGGGACAGGUUCAGCUAAUGUGAAAAAAGAACCUGUGACAAACAUCACAGAUGAAACUGAGGCAGAUUGUGAUGAAGUUCCAAUUUCUAGUUCUAGCAAUUCCAACGGUUCGGAAAUGGGCAAUACCGGUGUUGUUGAUCAUUCGCGGAAAAAGUACGCCUGUGAAUUCUGCAACAAGGAGUUGAGCUCAAAAUUCAGUUUGAAGGUUCAUAGAAGAACUCAUACCGGGGAACGACCUUUUUCAUGUGAUAUCUGCAGCCGGACAUUCCUCAAAAUUGAUAGUUUGUAUUUCCAUAAAGAAGCUCACAAAGGAGACCAGUAUUUUGAGUGUGAUAUAUGCAAGAAACGUUUUUCACAUAAAUCAAGUUUAUGGACCCACAUGAAGAUACACCGCACAGAUUGCCCUCAUAAGUGUCUGAAAUGCGAUAAAAAAUUGCCAAAUAAUUAUCAUCUUGGACAACAUAUGCUUAUUCACAGCGAUGCACGGCCCUUCAAAUGCGACAUCUGUGACGCAUCGUACAAGAGACAAAACACUCUCAAAAGUCAUAUGAAGCACCACAAGGUCAAGCCCUCGGCAGGCAAUUCCAACGGUUCGGAAAUGGGCAAUACCGGUGUUGGUAAUCAGCCGCGGAAAAAGUACGCUUGUGAAUUCUGCAACAAGGAGUUGAGCUCAAAAUUCAGUUUGAAGGUUCAUAGAAGAACUCAUACCGGGGAACGACCUUUUGCGUGUGAUAUCUGCAGCCGAACAUUCCUCCAAGCUGAUAGUUUGUACUCCCAUAAAGAAGCUCACACAGGAGACCAGAAUUUUGAGUGUGACAUAUGCAAGCAACGUUUUUCACAUAAAUCAAAUUUAUGGACCCACAUGAAGAUACACCGCAUAGAUUGCUCUCAUAAGUGUCUGAAAUGCGAUAAAAAAUUGCCAAGUAAUUAUCAUCUUGGACAACAUAUGGUUAUUCACAGCGAUGCACGGCCCUUCAAAUGCGACAUCUGUGACGCAUCGUACAAGAGACCUGGCGCUCUCAAAAGUCAUAUGAAGCACCACAAGAUCAAGCCCUCGGCAGGCAAAACAGAAGGUUUAGAGCCAAUUCGGACUGAUAACGGCCGAAGUGAUAAAUCAGUAAAAUACACCUGCGACAUAUGCGGUAAACAAUACAAAAAUCUGAGACCAUUUCACCUACACUUGAAGCUUCAUCAGAGCACCAUUAUGAGAUCUGAGACUCAAACCCAAAAUAAACUACACGAGUGUACGAUUUGUGGAAAAGGAAAUCCGAAUAGAACAUCACUCGUAAGGCACAUGGUUUCUCAUACUAAAGAACGGCUUUUCAGUUGCGAUAUUUGCGGAGCAUCAUUUAAAUCAGCUAUACAUGUGGGAACCCAUAAGAAAAAGCACACUGUCGAGAGACCGUUUGAAUGCAAAAUUUGCAAAAAAAGGUUUCUUUAUAUUUCCAAGUUAGAGAGGCACCUGUUUUGCCAUACAAAUAAACGGCCUUUACAAUGCAAUAUUUGCGGUCUAUCAUUGACGUCAGAACGUCGUCUAAGAAAUCAUGAACGAAGGCACAAUUCUAAUCGUGAAAGCAUCAGCAAAUCAGAAAAACCAUAAGGAAAAGCACACCUUACAAGCUAAGGUAGCACUAUGAAUAAUCAGAGGGGCCAGAUGAGAUCCUCGAACACCAGCAAGUGGAAUCUCAGUCCCGUAGCUUCAGCCGAUUCAAUUGCCUCCUCACCAGGUUCUGAGUUCCCAUGACUUCUUUACAAAGGUAUUUUCGACAGCUGUCCACAUUUCCUUGGCCGUUCUUUUCUCGCAAACAAUCGCCAAACACUCGUUGGCAAGGAAACCAACUAGGUAGGACUCAUUCUGGUCCGCUUCUCCAAACUUCUUUUCAGCUUCAGCUGCAGGCGCAUCUCCAAUCAGCGUAUUCAAAACUCCAACGGAAUCCAGGAACAUCUUGACUCGGAAUUGCCAGUGCUGAAAUCCUCCCUCCACCUUUAAACUGCGGGGUUCCGCAUACAGCUUCGCGUCGUGCGCUUUCCAUAACCUUUUAUAGUAACGAACGCAGAGCGUUCAAAACUAACGUGUGGUUUUAUUGAAGAAUAAUUUGAGAAUGAUGAAAAGCUUUGAAACGUCUAAAAAGCAGCGAUUGCUUAAAGCUUGUAGGUUCCCUCGAUAUCAACAAUGAAUAGCAAGAAAUAAAAUAGAGUUUUGGUCAAGGCCUAAGCUGCCCAUAAAUGCAUAA
Messenger RNA from Wyeomyia smithii (pitcher-plant mosquito), 4109 nucleotides. RefSeq names its product zinc finger protein 493-like. The transcript is spliced from 8 exons. The record is from RefSeq and is a predicted model, not a curated record. Lineage: Eukaryota; Metazoa; Arthropoda; Insecta; Diptera; Culicidae. Bases 2 to 3475 code for a protein of 1157 amino acids.